Lagenorhynchus albirostris (white-beaked dolphin) is the source of this 1003-nucleotide messenger RNA. It is a transcript of the gene FKBP3, whose product is annotated as FKBP prolyl isomerase 3. The coding region runs from base 43 to 717 and encodes 224 amino acids. The record is from RefSeq and is a predicted model, not a curated record. Gene Ontology annotation, molecular function: peptidyl-prolyl cis-trans isomerase activity. The transcript has 7 exons. Lineage: Eukaryota; Metazoa; Chordata; Mammalia; Artiodactyla; Delphinidae.
CCCAGGCGGGCUGGCUCAGUAAAGCGGAGGCAGCGGGGGAAGAUGGCGGCGGCCGUUCCACAGCGGGCCUGGACCGUGGAGCAGCUGCGCAGCGAGCAGCUCCCUAAGAAGGACAUUAUCAAGUUUCUGCAGGAUCACGGUUCAGAUUCGUUUCUUGCAGAACAUAAGUUAUUAGGAAACAUUAAAAAUGUGGCCAAGACAGCUAACAAGGACCAUUUGGUUACAGCCUAUAACCAUCUUUUUGAAAGUAAGCGUUUCAAGGGUACUGAAAGUAUAAGCAAAGUGUCUGAGCAGGUGAAAAAUGUGAAGCUUAAUGAAGAUAAACCCAAAGAAACCAAGUCUGAAGAGACUCUGGAUGAGGGUCCACCAAAAUAUACAAAAUCUGUUCUUAAAAAAGGAGAUAAAACCAACUUUCCCAAAAAGGGAGAUAUUGUUCACUGCUGGUAUACAGGAACACUACAGGAUGGGACUGUUUUUGAUACUAAUAUUCAAACGAGUUCGAAGAAGAAGAAAAAUGCCAAGCCUUUAAGUUUUAAGGUUGGGAUAGGCAAAGUUAUCAGAGGAUGGGAUGAAGCACUCUUGACCAUGAGUAAAGGAGAAAAGGCUCGACUGGAGAUUGAACCAGAAUGGGCUUAUGGAAAGAAAGGACAGCCUGAUGCUAAAAUUCCACCAAAUGCAAAACUUAUUUUUGAAGUGGAAUUAGUGGAUAUUGACUGAAAUAGUAAAGGCAUCAGCAACAAUAAAACACAGCCUUGAAGAAACUUAGGUGUCUCAUUAGAACUGGUUACUAUUUUAAGGGAAGAGUCAACUGGAAAAUUCAAGAAGUUAAGUUAGAACUUGUUUACUUGAUCCCCAACUUCUAAGAAAUGUAAUCCAUUAUAAAUCCUUGAAGUUUAAAAUAUUUUACUACAGCUGUGUAGAAUAUCACUUAAAGAGAACUGACUUGCCUUUUACCUCAUGUUGUAAACUAAAAGGCUCAAUAAAAAUUUAUCCUAUGUCUUGA